GCGCCGACCGCGGAGCUGUGAGGCAGCCCCGUCCGGGGCUGGGGGAAAGGAGGCUGGGGCGCAGCAAGCCACUUCCCUCGGGCUGCCAGGCGAGGAGGCAGCGUCUGCAGGUAUGAACCACUGUGUCCUGUAAGAUGUAUUUUGCUGGCUCUUAUCCUUGAAGAAUGGCUGCCAUGUCUUGUGCAAAUUGUUCCCUUCAAUACUACAGCCAACUCAAUCAACCUCUUGAAGCUAGCUGUAUGCUGCUCCUGAUUAUGCUUGGAAAAGUGUCACUCAAUCUCUUCAUGUUGCGAGUUAGAAGACGGGAUGUAAAACAAAGUUUUAUGGGAUAUUUCUGUAUUUCACUGGCACUCCUUGACUUCACACUUCUGGUGAAUAUAGCUUUCAUCUCCUAUUUUGAGAACUUUGCACUUUGGGGUGUGAGAUUUACCAAGUACCACAUUUGUCUAUUCACUCAGAUAAUUUCCCUUAUGUAUGGUGUCUUGCAUUACCCAGUUUGUCUUGUGUCUGUUCUGGAUUAUUACAUGACUAUAGCUCAAACCCCUAAACCUGCUAGCAUAGGUCAAAGACUACUUUAUAUACUUGCUCUGGUUUUUAUAUGGAUUUCAGUCCUCUUUUAUAUUCUGAAAGUUCCAGCUGUCUCUGCAGAAUUAGAAAUACAGAACCACUUUUUUACAUGCCCUUUCUAUAUCAGUGUUCAGAGCUACUGGCUAUCAUUAACCAUCCUGUUUGUUAUAGGUGUGGCUCUUGUGAUUUGUUGGUCAGAAGUUAUAACUAUGGUGCGGUCCGUCCGGAUUAUUUCCUUUACAAGUGUGACUGUUUUAAUCUUUUCAUAUGCAUCUGACUGCGAUUGCACUGUCUGUAAAAAGCAGCUUUUGACAAGACUCCUCAUCUGCUUUCUUGGCACCUGGACACCUUUUGUUUUCCUUCAGAUGAUCAUCUUGUUGCUUGGUGCUCAGAUUCCAGCCUACAUGGAGAUGAAUGUCCCCUGGCUAUACUUCAUAAACAGCUUUCUAAUCGCAACAGCAUACUGGUUUAGGUGUCAUGACAUUCAAUUGACAGAGGGGAUGUGGUCUGCAGAUCCAUUUGUCAGCUGGAAAUUCUGCUUCAUCCCAUUUAACAAUCAAAAUACAGAGCAAGCUGAAAAGCCAGGCACAGUAAUCAUCUGUUAAUGAACUGCUGUGUGAAAAGAAUACAAAUAAGUGCUGUGCAUCAGAGGUGUCUGACUAUGCUAUUUUGAUGUCCCCUGUGAACACAUGUAAAUGGAUUAUACAAGGAAAUUCCUCAAACUACAAUAUGAAGAAAAAUUCACCAAAAUUCUCCAAUGUAUAAUGGAAUAUUGCACUAUAAUGUGGAAUACUGCACUGUUUUCCAAGCUACACUUCACAUAAAAAUGGGUGCUUAACGCACAAAAUAUUUUAAUGGAAUGUGUUAUAUUUUCAAAAUAUAGUUGAAAAUAGGUAUAUAAAAAUGUCCAAUACUUCUGCAAAAAACUGCCUGAUUUUAACAUUAAAUGCUAAUAAACAAAGUUGAGAUUGUUUAAAAUAAAGCAGGUCUGAUGCAUGAACUUCCAUAUAAAGAAAAGAGAGGAGUAAAAUCUUUAGCUAAACUUGAGACUUCUACAGCUAUGGACAAGUAUUAUUUAUUGUCAAAUGUUUUAGCUUUAAACACCUCCUUUAUAAUUUAUCAGUUCUAAAAAAGUUUUACUAUUUCCUAUUAAAAAUUGAAGUUUCCCUCUUUGCUUAAGGAAAAAGAAACUGUCUAAAAGGAAUGGAUAUAACUUUUAAUAUCAUAUAAACUAUGUUUAAAACUGUCCACAAAAAAGGAAAGGUGGGUGAGGUAAU
Molecule: messenger RNA, 1844 nt
Organism: Terrapene triunguis (Three-toed box turtle)
Lineage: Eukaryota; Metazoa; Chordata; Testudines; Emydidae
Gene: GPR160
Product: G protein-coupled receptor 160
Exons: 2
Coding region: 165-1172 (335 amino acids)
Cellular component (GO): signaling receptor complex; plasma membrane
Source: RefSeq, a predicted model, not a curated record